Molecule: messenger RNA, 1950 nt
Organism: Entamoeba invadens IP1
Lineage: Eukaryota; Evosea; Mastigamoebida; Endamoebidae
Exons: 1
Coding region: 1-1950 (649 amino acids)
Source: RefSeq, a predicted model, not a curated record
AUGAAUGUAGUUCAAUACUUUAAAACAAAAGAGGAUUUCAUGAAUUUUAGAAGUAUUAACGAAAAGUGUCUUGAUGUUCUUUCCAUGUUUCAUUUCAACCCCAUUACAGUUUAUGAUUUUCAAUUGUUUCCACAUAUGGAGACUCAAUACAUUUAUUCUGUGUGGGAUGUAAAGCUCCCAUGUAAGGCGUACAAAUUUUGUUUUCUCUUAAACAUUUCUGAAACCAAGAAAUUAAAAGAGCAACUUGGUGAUACUGUGACGUUCAAAUAUAUAACUUAUGAACCCGAAUAUGAUUCAAAAGAGUACAAAACUGAAAAGGUAUAUAUUCCAAAAAUAGUCAAUUAUUUAAGUGGUUGGCAUUACACUCACAACGUCAAAGAAGUGAUAUUUCCAGACAACAUUCUAUCAAUUGAAAGUCAUUUCUUUAGUAAUUGUACAUUACUUGCAAAGGUGAUUUUGCCAAAAUAUCUGACAAGACUUGGGCUUCUCUGUUUUGAGAAGUGCAUGAGUUUAAAGACUCUUACCAUACCAAAGUAUGUUUCUAGUCUUAAUAAACUGUUUUCAGGUAACAAUAAUUUAGAGAAAUUGUCUUUAGAAGGUGACACUGACAUCAAACACGAGUUCUUUGAAAAUCUUGUUCACCUCACUUCAAUCAAUUUUAAACGAAAUGGACUUACAAAUAUGGUUAUCCCAAGUCACUGCAUGUCAUCACAACGAAGUCUGGGCGUCUCAAUACAUCAAUUUAAACAUGUUGGUCUUGAUAAAGUUGAUAUUCAAAUUCUUUCCCAAAACAUCGAGUUCAAAAAACGUGUGACGUUUGAUCCAAAAGUUCUUGUGUUGUUUUAUAAGUGUUUUUCAGAGUGCGUCUUUUUAAAAGAAAUAGAUAUCCCAAGCACUAUUCAAACAAUUGAAAAUUCAUGCUUUUCUAAAUGUCUUUAUUUAUCCAAAGUCACGCUCCCAGACAACUUGACAAGUGUCGGGGAGAUGUGCUUUUCGGGGUGUAAAACACUUUCAAGUAUUAAACUUCCAAAAAACCUUCAAGUCCUCCAUCAAAAGACUUUUUACAACUGUAUUUCUCUCAGAGAAAUUGAAAUUCCUGAACGUGUCAAACUGAUUGAAAGUAAUUGCUUUGAAUGCUGCAGUAAUCUGUCGGCAAUUCACUUUAAAGGAUAUUUCCCAAAAACUAAUAGCGAUUUUUAUAUCAUGUGCAAAGCACUCCAAUUUAUGACAAAGAAAAAGAAACAAGGAAAAAAAUAUACAAUUUCAUAUUCAAAUUCUCGACUAAUUUUAAACGGAAAAUGUCCAAUAGAAAAUGUCGUUUUUAAACAAGGCGAUGAAUUCUGUGAUGAAAGUGGCGAUUUUAAUGUUCAAGGGGAUUUUGUGGAUGGGGUUAUAAGAAAGGUGGACUGUAUCAAACCGGAUUCACAACGCCAAAAAUACAAAUUUAAAAAUCUCACAAUAGAUGAAUGUGAAAUGAAAUCUUUGGUGCAAAAAUGUUUUCAGUUCAAUGAAAAUCUUGAAAGGUUUGUUUUGGGGAACGGAGUCAAAAUAAUUUCAAAAAAGUGCUUUUAUCGCUGUAAAAAUUUAAAGAGUGUUGAAAUCAAUGGAGAAAUAAAAGAAAUUCAAAAAUGCUGUUUUAAAAACUGCGAAAAACUUGAAAGUGUGAUUAUCAGAAAAGAUAUUGAAACCAUUGGCAGACUCUGUUUUGUUAAUUGUCAAUUGCUGAAAAAGUUUGUGUGUAAAAACAUCAAAAAGUGUUUUGUGUCGUCUUUUGAAAACACACAAGUUGAUAUUGAAAGGUUAAAGAAGAAAAUUGGAGUGUUGGUGAAAGAAGAAAAGAAGACGUAUGGGACUAAGUACGUCAAAAAAGAAACGAAGUAUGAACAACAGAAUGAAAGAGAGAUACCUCAAAAAGUUAAAAUUCAAUAUGAAUUAUUUAUUUACAAAUAA